Molecule: messenger RNA, 645 nt
Organism: Caenorhabditis remanei
Lineage: Eukaryota; Metazoa; Nematoda; Chromadorea; Rhabditida; Rhabditidae
Exons: 4
Coding region: 1-645 (214 amino acids)
Biological process (GO): IMP salvage; purine ribonucleoside salvage; GMP salvage
Molecular function (GO): magnesium ion binding; hypoxanthine phosphoribosyltransferase activity
Source: RefSeq, a predicted model, not a curated record
AUGACCCACGUUCGUGCCGUUAUUCCCGACGACUUUGAGCUCCCCGUUGAAGCUUUUGACAUUCCACUUUGCUAUCAAGGUGACUUGUCAGGAGUCGUCAUUCCAGAAGGCCUCGUCAGAGAUCGAGUUCGUCGUCUUGCUAAAGAUAUCAACGCUGAAAUCGGAAACAAGCCGAUCGCUUUACUAUGUGUCCUCAAGGGAUCCUACAAAUUUUUCACUGCUCUCGUCGAAGAACUCACAAAUGCUCGUUCGGCUUGCACAGAGCCGAUGACCGUUGAUUUUAUUCGAGUCAAGAGUUAUGAAGAUCAAAGUAGUACUGGACAGAUUCAAAUAAUGGGACUGUCUAAUCUGGACGAGCUGAAAGGAAAGAGUGUACUUGUUGUUGAUGACAUCUCCGACACUGGAAGAACUCUUGCCAAACUUCUGACCACUCUCAAAGAAACCGGAGUCGAGAAAACAUGGACCGCCCUUCUCUUAUCCAAACGUGUCAAACGUUUCGUCGAUGUUCCAGAGGAUUUCGUAGCAUUCGAAAUUCCAGAUAAAUUCAUUGUUGGAUACGGUCUCGAUUAUAAUCAGAAAUUCCGUGAUUUGGGACACAUUUGUGUAAUGAGUCCAUCCGGAAUCGAGAAAUACAAGACACAUUAG